Pseudogymnoascus destructans is the source of this 2555-nucleotide messenger RNA. It is a transcript of the gene TAF5, whose product is annotated as Transcription initiation factor TFIID subunit 5. Gene Ontology annotation, cellular component: transcription factor TFIID complex. Gene Ontology annotation, biological process: transcription initiation at RNA polymerase II promoter. Gene Ontology annotation, molecular function: RNA polymerase II general transcription initiation factor activity; protein binding. The transcript has 4 exons. Bases 155 to 2380 code for a protein of 741 amino acids. The record is from RefSeq and is a predicted model, not a curated record. Lineage: Eukaryota; Fungi; Ascomycota; Leotiomycetes; Thelebolales; Thelebolaceae.
UUCUCGACAUAUUACCAUCUUUAUUCAUCUAGGGUCCAUCAACGUCCAUAAUCUGAAUAUUUUUUGAUGGUAUGAUGGGACAUGCGACGCCUUCGACAUAAUCGCCCCAUCGAGGAAGAUACAGCGACGCGUCGCAAGUAAUUAAGCCAUCGAUAUGUCAAACCAUCCAUCGCAAACCCCCGGCGCUGGGCCACCGAGUGGUAGUAUGGGGAUGCCAACAGGACAGCAACAGCCGCCUAUCCCUCCACCUGUACAAAACAUGUCCCAGCAAAACUUGAAUCAAAUUGUAAUUGAGUACCUAAUGAAAAAGGGCUAUUUGAGGACGGAACAGGUUCUUAGACAAGAAUCAGCCCAAGUCGACAAGGAUGGCCGUCCCAUUUUUGGCCGAGACGAGUAUGGAAAUGAAAAAUAUAUACGAGGGUUUGAGCUGUUGAGCUCGUGGAUCGAUUCAAAUCUUGACAUAUACAAGUUCGAACUCAACCGUCUCCUGUGGCCAGUUUACGUCUAUUCAUUCAUUGAACUUAUUACCGACAUGUUCACUGAAGACGCAAAGAAGUUUCUCCAACAAUUCCGACCGCGAUUUGAAAAGAAUCACGCAGAUGAACUUCGCAUUUUUGAAACGAUCUCGCUCAAAUCUCACGUCCUCGAAAACCCCGUCGCGAAGCUUUACAGAGAGAACAAAUAUCGCAUUCCACUGAACGCCCACGUGAACUUCAACCUAAUCAGCUUCUUGGAGGGACAAGGCAAGAAGGGCGGAAGCAUUGUCCUCAACAUCCUACAGACAUACUGCCAAGUAGUUGAGACGUCUCGUGGGCCAAUCGACCAAUAUAGCUUUGAGGCUAUUGUCAACCGUGCUCGUGGCGUCGGGGUGGAUGAAGUUGUGGACCUUCAAGAAGGCAUUCCGGGAGGGUUUACUGGAGUCAGCAACCAGGAUCUUGCGAAUAAUGAUGCCCCUGUCCGGCUGGGCCCGCUCCAGACCGAGACAGAGCUGACGGACGAUGUGCGAGCCGAGCUUCUUGAGGCCGAUACCAAGAACCCUCCUGCACCAGGCCAACAAUCGUUGGUAGAAGCCUAUGAGCAAAAGAUCAAGCGGGAAGAAAGCGCCGAUGCCAUACUUCGCACCGAAAUACCCCUUCCGCCGUCAAAGGCUCGCGAUGUGGUCAUGGAAGUCCAAAAAAUGAAAGAAAGCAGGGACCGCUUCAAGAUUGAAGGCCGUACAGGGGGAGUUGGUCCAGCUGUUUCUGUCUGCAUGUUCACUUUCCAUAACACUCUUGAUACCAUUACCUGUAUGGAAUUCUCGGAUGACAACAACCUUGUGGCGAUAGGCACGGAGGAAUCAUACAUUCGAGUCUGGAACAUGCAUGGGGAAGCACUGAAGUCGACACUUUCAGGAGGACCCAGCGAUGCACCACCUUCGAAUUCUCGUCGUCUCAUCGGCCAUUCCGCCUCUGUCUACAGCGUCUCCUUUGCUCCUUCUAUUGCUGGUCCUGAGGGUCCAUCCAGUGCUGUGCCAUCCACUGGAUCCAACCUUCUCCUCUCGUGUUCAUCGGAUAAGUCCAUCAGGCUUUGGUCUCUCGAUGCUUGGACAUGUCUUGUCGUUUACAAAGGCCACGAAGGCCCAGUCUGGAAUGUCCGCUGGGGUCCAUUUGGACAUUACUUUGUGAGCUGUGGUUGGGAUAAGACGGUGCGAGUCUGGACUCAAGACCAUAUCUCUUACGUCCGCAUGUUGGUCGGCCAUGACUCCAGCGUCAACCAGAUUGCUUGGCAUCCGAAUAACGCAUAUGUCUUUUCUGCGUCGGACCAAGUCGACAAGACGGUCCGCAUGUGGUCCGUAGUCACCGGCCAAUGCGUCCGCAUAUUCAACGGACACACCGACUUCAUAUCCACGCUCGAGUGCUCUCCAAGCGGGAAGAUCCUUGCUUCUGCUGAUGGCGGCGGCUCUAUCAUUCUCUGGGACUUGGCCAAGGGCACGCAAAUCAAGCGCUGCCGUGGCCACGGCAAGGGCGGUAUUUGGUCGCUGUCUUUCAGUGCGGAGAGCACAGUUCUUACCUCCGGUGGCGCCGAUGGCACGGUUCGAAUCUGGGAUGUCGAAGUCCCGUCUGACCCAUACAAGGGUAGCGAUGGCGAUCUGAUCGGGUCAAGCAACCAGCCAGACGCUACUCGCAUUACUGCCAACGGGACUGCUGGUGCGCAAAGUGCGGCUCCUUCAGGUGGAAGCAGCGGGGCCAUGACGGGUGUUACGACGGGCAAGAAGAAGGGGAAGGAUAUGGUUAUCACGCCGGACCAGAUUAGCGCGUUCCCGACGAAGAGGAGCCCUGUUUACAAGGUCAAGUUCACGAGGAUGAAUCUCGCUGUUGCUGGAGGGUGCUACUUGCCUUAGAUGAGAAGUUUGUGUUGGUGGUGGAAAUAAUUCGGAGUUGCGAUGUGAUAUUUAGCUGGAGGUGGCAGGCAACAAGGCAUCAGAAUGGUCGUUUUUCGUUGAGUUCGUUUUAUGCCCAUAGCAGAUUCCGGGCUGUCCAAUGCUAGAGUGACCGUUAGGAUCGGAAAGAGUGAUA